Aphidius gifuensis is the source of this 786-nucleotide messenger RNA. RefSeq lists its product as uncharacterized. The record is from RefSeq and is a predicted model, not a curated record. Lineage: Eukaryota; Metazoa; Arthropoda; Insecta; Hymenoptera; Braconidae. The transcript has 3 exons. Bases 215 to 628 code for a protein of 137 amino acids.
UUAUUUCUAUCUAUGUAUGUGCAUUGUGCAGUGUGCACUGUCUUUUGCAUAUAACGUAAUAUUUCAUAUAAUUAAUAAUAUCGCUUUUGUACUCGACGAUUAAAAUUGUAAAAAAAAAAUUACAUGCGUAAAAUUUAACAUAAAUUGAUAAUUGUACAUAGGUAUUAGCAGUUUAUCAGUAAUAAUAAAAAUAUUCUUCUAACCUCAAAACUUGAUGAUGGCAACACACGAAACUGGCGUGAGAUUAUUCAAAGAGCUUUAUGAAUUAAAUGAUAACAAUACAUCAAAUCUUCAAAUUGAAGUAUGUACAUCUGGACCAGUUCCCAAUGCUGCUGCUAUUGAGCUCGAUAUGAAAGUCGCCUGUGAUAAUGCCAAUCAAAAACCACACGUUGUUACAUGGGUCUUAAGCAGUGCAACUUAUGAUCGAAGAGAGAAAGAAGCUCAAAAACUUGGGAUCAAGCUUAAUAAAAGAUUCAUCAAGGCCAGCCGCUUGAUUGCCAAUGCACGUAUCUCCAGAGAGAGAGAAUCAAUUUUGAUGAAAGAUGACAGACUUUACGACUUUUUUUGUACUAUUGAUUUAUAUAAAUUGAAAAUUAGUUCAAUACGGGCUGUUGCUGAUCCACUUUAAAUCGAGCAAAAUAUCAUUAAAAAUAUGUACAAAUAUCUACGUGUACCUCUUAUAAUAAUUAUUUAAUUGAAAAUAUCGUAAAUUAUUAUUACAUGUACUUCUAUUUUUUGAUGUUUAUUCAAUAUUAAAAAUAAAACAAAAAAAUAUAUAAUGAUAAA